GGAUUUGAGAAUCAAGUGUUGGAAGCGCCUUCUUUCCGCCCAUUGGCUGAAUUGUUAGAGGGGCGCCAACUAGCGAACCGGGCCUAGAGCGGAAGACGCCGAAAAGAAGGCUGGCACACGCACUUCCGGCGCGCUCCGUGAGGAAGAUGGCUGCAUCUCAGCCGCAGGUCCCGGCGGCUUCUUCCUCUGCUGGUGUGUCGGGUCCAGGCUCGGCUGGUGGCCUGGGUACCCAGCAGCAACCGCAACCACCUACGCAGCUGGUGGGGUCUGCCCAGGGCGGGCUCUUGCAGCAACAGCAACAAGACUUCGACCCUGUGCAGCGGUACAAGAUGCUCAUCCCACAGCUGAAGGAGAGUCUGCAGACUUUGAUGAAGGUUGCAGCCCAGAACUUGAUUCAGAACACUAACAUAGACAACGGACAAAAAAGCAGUGACGGACCCAUCCAGCGCUUUGACAAGUGUCUGGAGGAGUUCUACGCCCUCUGUGACCAGCUGGAGCUCUGCCUGCGCCUGGCACAUGAGUGCCUGUCACAGAGUUGCGACAGCGCCAAGCACUCUCCCACGCUGGUGCCCACAGCAACCAAGCCAGAUGCAGUACAGCCUGACAGCCUACCCUAUCCUCAGUACCUGGCAGUGAUCAAAGCCCAGAUUGCCUGUGCCAAGGACAUUCACACCGCUCUGCUAGACUGUGCCAACAAGGUUACUGGGAAGACUUCUGCACCACCUACUGGCUCUGGGGGUGCCUUGUGAGCGGGCAGGGCUGGGAGUGGGCAAGUUGUGGGGGAGAGGGACAGGGAGGGAAUGAAGA
Molecule: messenger RNA, 807 nt
Organism: Eptesicus fuscus (big brown bat)
Lineage: Eukaryota; Metazoa; Chordata; Mammalia; Chiroptera; Vespertilionidae
Gene: MED29
Product: mediator complex subunit 29
Exons: 4
Coding region: 147-749 (200 amino acids)
Biological process (GO): regulation of transcription by RNA polymerase II
Cellular component (GO): mediator complex
Molecular function (GO): transcription coregulator activity; transcription factor binding
Source: RefSeq, a predicted model, not a curated record